AUGGUUCGACCUCUUUUGCUCCUCUUUUCCCAGGCCUCUCUUCUUCUUUCUCUCCAACCCAAGCUGCCGACUCUUCUCUUUUUUCGUUGUCUUCCUUUUUUCAAACUCCUUCGUUCCGUCAUUGUCGUGAUAUCUCUGAAGUCGAUUCAGAUCCAGCCGCUUCCUUUUGCCGACCAAUCCGACUCGUUGCCUUCGACCGUCUUCUCGCUGCUGCUACUACCGCUGCUGCUGCUGCUGCGCCGCCUGGUUUGGCGCUAG
Messenger RNA from [Torrubiella] hemipterigena, 258 nucleotides. NCBI's taxonomy places the organism in Eukaryota, Fungi, Ascomycota, Sordariomycetes, Hypocreales, Clavicipitaceae. The record is from the annotation of a GenBank genome assembly.